AUGGAUAGAUAGAAAUAUCUUCUAUUCUGCUGUUUCUUGGAGAUUAAAUGUUAUGUUACUGGGCCUAUAAGUCACUGGCUUUAGGUGAGGAUUCAGAAUGGGAGACAAGCCUAUCUGGGAGCAGAUUGGGUCCAGCUUUGUACAGCAUUACUACCAGCUUUUUGAUGCAGACAGGACUCAGUUAGGAGCAAUAUAUAUUGAUGCAUCAUGCCUUACAUGGGAAGGACAGCAGUUCCAGGGCAAAGCAGCUAUUGUUGAAAAACUCUCUAGCCUCCCUUUCCAAAAAAUACAACACAGUAUCACAGCACAAGACCACCAACCUACACCUGACAGCUGUAUACUCAGUAUGGUAGUGGGACAGCUUAAGGCUGAUGAAGACCCUAUCAUGGGAUUCCACCAGAUAUUUCUAUUAAAGAACAUCAACGAUGCCUGGGUUUGCACCAAUGACAUGUUCAGGCUAGCAUUGCACAACUUUGGCUGAGCUGGCAACCCCGAGGCACCCAUGCUUCCCCCCCCCCGCCUCCUUCUCUCCUCUUACUGGUAUUAUUCACACUCACGGAACAUUCCAAAUAUCAUACACAAACCUGCAGCACUGCAGAGCGUGAGCAAGCAAGACCUGUGACCUGCCCUUUUGCUGAGUUUACAUUGUCACUAGAUGAGUUUCUUGUGCAUGAUGUUUGGAAGUUAGACUUAGCUGCAUUUGACAAGAGAAAUUUGUGUUGUACCAGCAUGCCUCGGAAAGAAUUUAUAAUGCAAAAGGUUGUUGUUUAUGUACUGACAAGAUGCUCUGUAACCCAAAGAAAUGAAAGAACAGCAGCCUGUACAGCCCAGAUAUUGAUUUGUUCAGAUGUUUCAAUGCUACAUUACACAAUAAAACCAUGAGAUUUUCUUAACAGUU
Molecule: messenger RNA, 898 nt
Organism: Pelecanus crispus (Dalmatian pelican)
Lineage: Eukaryota; Metazoa; Chordata; Aves; Pelecaniformes; Pelecanidae
Source: RefSeq, a predicted model, not a curated record